AUGACGGACACCUCCCUCUUGGUUUGGAAUGUGCGCGGAGUUGGCAACCCCCGAGCUCAACGAGAGGUACAUUGGCUCUGCAAGCAGCACCGUAUCCGCAUUCUUAUUCUUCUGGAGCCUAUGGUUUUUGCGGAUGUUGCUUUCUUUUGCCGGCGUUUUGGCUUCUCCCAGAUGCUUACCAACGCGGUCAAUUCUAUCUGGAUUCUUGCUGAUGACUCCUAUAAACUGGAGCCUAUUUCGGAGAUCGAUCAGUGUCUUCAUGUGCAGGUUUCGUCUCCGCAGCACCGCCGGCCCUUUUUCCUAUCUGGGAUCUAUGCGCGAUGUUCUGUCACCCAGCGUCGUGCCCUCUGGUCUUUCCUACAGGACACAGCGGCCUCGUCAUUGGGGUCUCCUUGGCUUAUUGGUGGCGACUUUAAUGCCAUCGCUGACAUAUCUGAACGGAAGGGCCCAGGUCGCCCUAAGUUGCGAUCUAUUCAGGAUUUCUCAGCGGCUAUCCUUGAUGCGAAUCUUAUUGAUGCCGGUUUUGAAGGCUCCCCCCAUACAUGGACAAAUCGACGAGUUUGGGAGCGCCUGGACCGCAUUCUCUACAACACUGCCUGGGAGGAUUUCGCUGAGACGACUCGUGUCAGACACCUCCCGCGGAUGCAUUCGGACCACGCCCCGCUCUUGGUCCGAUUCUCGCAUGAAAGACACCGCCUUGCCUCUGCAUUCCGGUUUCAGAACAUGUGGACCAGACACCACACUUUUCAGGACCACGUCCGCCAGAGUUGGGUUGUCCCGACGGGCACCACCGGUCUCCUCAACCUGCGACUGAAACUUGGACGACUCAAACAGGCUCUGAAGUGGUGGAACAAACAGGUAUUUGGGAAUGUUUUUCAGGUAUUGGCAGCAGCAGAAAAAGACGCAGAGGAGUGUGAAGCGGAGUUCGAUCGGGAUCCCUCUGAUGCCAACCUCCUCCGCCGUCAGCGUAGCGCUGCGGCUUUGACGCAUGCGAUUGCACUAGAGGAGGCUUACUGGAAACAGAAAGCAGCCUGUCGGUGGGCGGUCGAGGGAGAACGGAACUCCCGUAUGUUCCAUUCCAUGGUGAAGGAACGACGCCGGCGGGCGACAAUCUUCUCGAUGGCUGACGGUGCUCGUACCCUCACUGAUCACUCAGAUAUUAAGCAGUCAGCCAUUACCUACUUCUCUGGGAUGUUGGGACAGCCUGAUGAUGCCGACACAUCGGAAAUGGAUGCCUUAGCAGACCCCCCGCCCCAGGUUCCGCCAGCCGAGUGCACUCGGUUGCUUGAACCGCCUACACUUGCGGAGAUUCGUGCUGUGGUCUUCUCGAUUGAUCAAGAUAGUGCGGCUGGUCCCGAUGGCUUCUCUGCCGCCUUCUACCAGAAAUGUUGGGAGAUCAUCCGGGAGAUGUUUUUGAUGCUCAGUAAGAUCUUCACAAAGCUACUCACCACGCGCCUUAGCCCUCUACUGCCGCAGCUUCUAUCGCCGCAUCAGAGCGGCUUUGUCAAAGGCCGCGCGAUUGCGGACAAUAUCCUGUUAGCGUCGGAGAUGGUCCAUGAUCUUAAUCUGAGAGGAGGCUCGCACAAUUUAUUGCUGAAAUUGGACCUUAACAAGGCGUACGAUCGGGUGUCAUGGCGGUUCUUACGGCACGCCCUUUCCAG
Messenger RNA from Andrographis paniculata, 1661 nucleotides. RefSeq lists its product as uncharacterized. Lineage: Eukaryota; Viridiplantae; Streptophyta; Magnoliopsida; Lamiales; Acanthaceae. The transcript is spliced from 2 exons. Gene Ontology annotation, molecular function: catalytic activity. The record is from RefSeq and is a predicted model, not a curated record. The annotation marks the transcript as partial.